Messenger RNA from Raphanus sativus (radish), 4578 nucleotides. Its product is annotated as probable phospholipid-transporting ATPase 7. Gene Ontology annotation, molecular function: ATP binding; ATPase-coupled intramembrane lipid carrier activity; ATP hydrolysis activity. Gene Ontology annotation, biological process: phospholipid translocation. Gene Ontology annotation, cellular component: plasma membrane. Bases 264 to 4013 code for a protein of 1249 amino acids. The transcript is spliced from 12 exons. NCBI's taxonomy places the organism in Eukaryota, Viridiplantae, Streptophyta, Magnoliopsida, Brassicales, Brassicaceae. The record is from RefSeq and is a predicted model, not a curated record.
GGAAGCUGAAUUGCUGCGUUAGAGUUUGCACAGUAGGAGAGAGUGUGUGUGUGUGUGAGGGGAAAGGGAAGAGAAGAGAGAAGAGAGAGCGUUUCGAUUAGUUUUACGAUCUUGAGAAAAAUAGCAUCUCCUUCUCCGUUCAUUUGGCCGGAGAUCCGCCGUCCGAAUCGGUAUCCCGCGUUCGCGACUUCCCUUUGAUGAACGAUCCUCCCGAUCGAUUCGAGUGGGGAGCUGAUCUCUCACAAUCGUGAUCUCUUUGUACAAUGGGGCGUCGGAGAAUAAGAUCAAGGAUACGGAAAAGCCAUUUCUACACGUUUAAAUGCCUAAGACCAAAAACUCUCGAAGGUCAAGGUCCUCACAUCAUUAACGGACCUGGAUACACCAGAAUCGUUCACUGCAACCAGCCUCAGAUGCACUUGGCUAAAGUCCUUAGGUACACCUCCAACUACGUCUCCACCACUAGGUACAACCUCAUCACUUUCCUACCUAAAUGCUUGUACGAGCAGUUCCACCGCGUCGCCAACUUCUACUUCCUAGUAGCCGCCAUCCUCUCCGUGUUCCCUCUCUCCCCGUUCAACAAGUGGAGCAUGAUCGCGCCGUUGAUCUUCGUGGUGGGGCUCAGCAUGGGGAAAGAGGCGUUGGAGGACUGGCGGAGGUUUAUGCAGGACGUGAAAGUGAACUCGAGGAAGGCCACUGUUCAUAGAGGGGAUGGGGAUUUCGGGCGUAGGAAGUGGAAGAAGAUCCGUGUGGGUGAUGUGGUGAAGGUGGAGAAAGAUCAGUUCUUUCCGGCUGAUUUGCUCUUGUUGUCGUCGAGUUACGAGGAUGGGAUCUGUUAUGUGGAGACGAUGAACUUGGAUGGGGAGACGAACUUGAAAGUCAAGAGGUGUUUGGAUGUUACACUGCCUUUGGAACGGGAUGAUGCUUUUCAGAGUUUCACCGGGACUAUCAAAUGUGAAGAUCCUAAUCCAAACUUGUAUACGUUUGUUGGGAAUCUUGAGUAUGACGGUCAGGUUUAUCCGCUUGAUCCUAGCCAGAUUCUGCUGAGAGACUCCAAGCUCAGGAACACGUCUUAUGUCUACGGGGUGGCGAUAUUUACUGGUCAUGACACAAAGGUCAUGCAGAAUUCUACUAAAUCUCCUUCGAAAAGAAGCAGAAUUGAAAAGAGGAUGGAUUACAUCAUAUAUUCUCUGUUUGCCCUCCUUGUGCUCGUCUCCUUUAUCAGCUCACUGGGGUUUGCAGUGAUGACAAAGAUGCAUAUGGGAGAUUGGUGGUACUUACGACCAGACAAGCCUGAGCGCUUAACAAAUCCAAGAAAUCCUUUCCACGCUUGGGUUGUCCAUUUGAUCACUGCUGUCUUGCUGUAUGGGUACUUGAUCCCCAUCUCACUCUAUGUUUCCAUCGAGCUCGUAAAAGUUUUGCAGGCAACUUUCAUAAACCAAGAUUUGCACAUGUAUGAUAGCGAGAGCGGGACUCCAGCUCAAGCACGCACAUCGAAUUUGAAUGAAGAGCUGGGACAAGUUGAUACGAUCCUUUCUGAUAAAACUGGAACUUUGACAUGUAACCAGAUGGACUUUCUGAAAUGCUCCAUCGCGGGCACUUCUUACGGUGUUCGUGCCAGUGAAGUAGAACUAGCUGCUGCAAAGCAGAUGGCGAUGGAUCUAGAAGAGGAGCAGGGUGAAGACUUGACUGACCCUCCAAGGACUAGAGGAAGGAUACAUAGCUAUGCUAAGAUUCCCACCAGGUCACCAUCAGAGAUUGAGUUGGAGACUGUAGUCACUGCUACUGACGAAAGGGAUCAGACGCAUUCCACUGGUGUCAAGGGGUUCAGCUUUGAGGAUAAGCGUCUCAUGGAUGGAAACUGGUUAUAUGAACCCAAUUCAGAUGACAUUUUGAUGUUUAUGCGUAUACUGGCGGUUUGUCACACUGCUAUUCCCGAGGUGGAUGAAGAUACUGGAAAGUGUACUUAUGAAGCAGAGUCUCCUGACGAAGUCGCUUUCCUUGUUGCAGCUGGGGAGUUUGGUUUUGGGUUUAGUAAAAGAACUCAGUCAAGUGUGUUUAUCAAUGAAAGAUUCUCAGGCCAACCAGUUGAAAGAGAAUACAAAGUUUUAAAUGUUUUGGACUUCACUAGCAAAAGAAAAAGAAUGUCUGUCAUCGUCCGUGAUGAGGAAGGGCAGAUAUUUCUACUCUGUAAAGGUGCUGACAGCAUAAUCUUUGACCGGUUAUCUAAGAAUGGUAAAACAUACCUGGAAGCCACUUCCAAGCAUUUGAAUGGAUACGGUGAAGCAGGUUUACGAACGUUGGCGCUCAGUUAUAGAAAGCUGGAUGAGAAUGAGUAUUCGGUAUGGAACAGUGAAUUUCACGAAGCCAAAACUUCCGUUGGAGCGGACAGAGAUGAAAUGCUCGAAAAAGUAUCUGAUACGAUGGAGAAGGAUUUGAUUCUUGUGGGUGCUACUGCGGUGGAAGACAAACUGCAGAAAGGGGUUCCACAAUGCAUAGAUAAACUUGCCCAAGCUGGUCUGAAGAUAUGGGUUUUGACAGGAGAUAAGAUGGAGACAGCAAUUAACAUAGGAUAUGCCUGCAGUUUACUGCGACAGGGUAUGAAGCAGAUAUCCAUAGCACUUAAAAAUGAGGAGGGAUCAUCCCAAGACCCCGAAGCUGUAUAUGCUGCGAGACAGAGCAUUUUGAUGCAGAUUUUAAAUGCUUCACAGAUGAUCAAACUAGAGAAAGACCCACAUGCGGCGUUUGCUUUGAUCAUUGAUGGGAAGACGCUUACAUAUGCUUUGGAAGAUGGUCUUAAGUAUCAGUUCCUUGCACUGGCAGUUGACUGUGCUUCAGUGAUAUGCUGUCGUGUCUCUCCAAAGCAGAAAGCACUUGUAACGAGGCUAGCAAAAGAAGGAACAGGAAAAACAACUUUGGCAAUUGGUGAUGGUGCGAAUGAUGUUGGAAUGAUUCAAGAAGCCGAUAUAGGUAUAGGAAUCAGUGGCGUGGAAGGCAUGCAGGCGGUGAUGGCGAGCGACUUCUCCAUAGCUCAGUUCCGGUUUCUAGAGAGACUACUUGUUGUCCACGGGCACUGGUGCUAUAAAAGAAUAGCCCAGAUGAUCUGUUACUUCUUCUACAAGAACAUAACAUUUGGUCUAACUCUAUUCUACUUCGAAGCUUUCACGGGGUUUUCUGGUCAAGCCAUAUACAAUGACUCCUAUUUGUUGCUGUUCAAUGUUAUACUCACUUCUCUCCCGGUCAUCUCCCUUGGAGUUUUUGAGCAAGACGUGUCUUCAGAAGUUUGCUUGCAGUUCCCUGCAUUGUACCAGCAAGGCCCCAAGAACCUGUUCUUCGACUGGUACAGAAUCCUCGGGUGGAUGGGAAAUGGAGUCUACGCAUCCGUAGUAAUCUUCGCCCUCAACCUUGGCAUCUUCCAUGUCCAAUCUUUCUGUUCCAAUGGCCAAACAGCAGAUAUGAACACAAUGGGAACCGCAAUGUUCACUUGUAUUAUCUGGGCAGUGAAUGUACAGAUCGCUUUAACCAUGAGCCACUUCACUUGGAUCCAACACGCCUUGAUCUGGGGAAGUAUCUUCACCUGGUACAUCUUCCUUGCCCUGUUCGGCAUGUUACCUCCGAAAAUAUCAGGCAACAUCUUCCACAUGCUCCUCGAAGCUCUAGCACCUGCACCAAUCUUCUGGCUCACCACACUCCUGGUCAUAGCCGCCACAACACUUCCUUACUUGGCUCACAUCUCGUUCCAGAGAUCGGUAAACCCUCUGGACCACCACAUCAUCCAAGAGAUCAAGCAUUUCAGAAUCGACGUCCAGGACGAGCGUAUGUGGACAAGAGAGAGAUCCAAGGCUAGACAGAAGACCAAGAUUGGAUUCACAGCUCGUGUUGAUGCCAAGAUCCGCCAGCUGAGAGGGAAGCUCCAGAGGAAACACUCUAUUCUGAGUGUUAUGAGCGGUAUGAGUGGUACGAGCGCGGCCUCAGCAUCAAGUGAGACGACAACGUCCACCACACAUCAUAGUUGAUCCAGUAUAUAAAAAACAUACACUCAGCAAGAAGAGAUUCAUAUACUUUUAUAGAUUGAGAAAGAAAAAAGAAAGUGAGGGAGAGAAUAUAUAUAUUCAAGAAUCAAGAAAUACCGAUAAUGUGUUUGAACCAUUUGAAGCUUUUUCUAAUGGAUCCUUUCAUCUUCUGUUCAACUGAGUAAACCUUAUAGCCAGCGACUCUUCUCUUCCUCCUCGAUUCCGGAUCGCUGAAACUCCAGCUUCUUGACGCCCCGCGAUCAGCGUUUGGAACGCUUUUGCUUUUCCUUACCUUCACCUGGUAAUCGUUUGUCUGAUCGGCAGCUGGGAGGUUUCCAGACGCGGUGGCUGCUGAUGGUUCCAUUUCUUUGUAAUAGUUAUCCAUAGAGGUGGUGGCUUCGUGAUUUGGGUUUUGGUCUAACGAACUAGAGACUUCCUGGUCUUUUACAAAGUUUAUAGAAGGCGACUUUUACAAAGUUUAUAAGAGGACAUCACCGAAAUGAUUUUUUUCAUUUUCGAAUAAUCAAAUGUGACUUUUCUUGGCAAUCAAUUAACAACUUCAUGCGGA